This is a messenger RNA of Lucilia cuprina (Australian sheep blowfly), 2014 nucleotides long. RefSeq names its product sphingomyelin phosphodiesterase-like. Gene Ontology annotation, cellular component: lysosome. Lineage: Eukaryota; Metazoa; Arthropoda; Insecta; Diptera; Calliphoridae. The record is from RefSeq and is a predicted model, not a curated record. The transcript is spliced from 5 exons. Gene Ontology annotation, biological process: ceramide biosynthetic process; sphingomyelin catabolic process. Gene Ontology annotation, molecular function: acid sphingomyelin phosphodiesterase activity. Bases 62 to 1966 code for a protein of 634 amino acids.
CAUAGAGUGUAUACAUAGCUGCGGUGAAAAAAAUAAUAAAAUAUAAUAUUUCCCACACAAAAUGAUAAGCAAAUUAAUUCUGUUAGCCUUGUUGGCGGUAGCGGUAAGGGGUUUGAAUUUACCAGGUGUACCGGUGGAUUUUGAACAAGAUGAUGAGACCCUUUCAGCUAUUUCUCAGGAUAUUGCUAAUAAAUUUUCCGAGGAAUAUGUUAAAUUCCUGGAAACUGGCGUAGAAUCUUCGAUUUUAAAACAGAUCUCCACCCAAUUGGCCAAGUCCCAUACCAAAAAAGACAUGUUUACCAAAAGCAUAGCAGAAUUACAUUCUGCCGAUCAGUUUGUAAUGUGUACCACUUGUCGUUCAGUGGCCAAUGUUAUUGUCGAAACUUUUAGAGCAGAAGAUGGUGAAUUAAAUGGUCCUAAUGCUGAAUCGACUACGAAAAAAAUGGUAUUAGAAUUGUGCAAUCGUUUCCACAUUCAAACUCCUGAGGUUUGUAGUGGUUUAGUCGACUUGAAUUGGCCAAUUUUACAUUAUAUCAUCAUGAACUCUUUGGCUGAUACACGUUCAUUGUGCGGCAUGUUACCCAUCAGAUUCUGUAAAGUUAAACAGAACAACUUUAACUGGAGUGUAAAGGUUGAUAAAGGCAAAGGACUUUUAACUGCACCCAAAUCGGAUGUGCCCCAGAAAACCGAAAACGAUUUGAAUAUUGUUCAAAUUACCGAUAUACACUUUGAUCCCGAUUAUAAGGUAGGAGCUUCAGCGGAAUGUGAAGAACCUUUGUGUUGUCGUUUAAAUCCAUUGGGUGGAGUUUCUGAGUCUGCCAAGGCUGGCUACUGGAGUGAUUAUCGCUAUUGUGAUGCCCCUUUGCAUAUGGUGGAAAAUGCUUUCGAUCAUAUUAAGGAAACACACAAAAAGAUUGAUUAUAUCUAUCAAACUGGUGAUAUAGUGCCGCAUAAUGUUUGGACUACCUCUAAGGAAGGCAACAAAGCUAUGUUGACACAAAUUAAUGAUUUGAUGAUUGAAAAAUUCCCUGAUGUUCAAAUUUUUCCCAGUGUAGGCAAUCAUGAACCCCAUCCCACCAAUAUAUUCGGCAACGAAGAUGUACCUGCCGAGUUAAGUAUGAAUUGGUUGUAUGAACAUUUAUGGAGUAUUUGGCAACGCUGGUUACCCGACGAGGCUAAGGAAACCGUCUUAAAAGGUGGUUAUUACACUGUCUCUCCUAAACCCGGUUUCCGUAUUAUUUCUUUAAACAACAACGAUUGUUAUAUAUAUAAUUGGUGGAUCUACUUAGAUGGUAGCGCCACCAGUCAACCUCAAUUAGAUUGGUUGCAAAAAACUCUAUUGGCUGCCGAAAAGGCUGGAGAAUAUGUUCACAUUUUGGCUCAUAUUCCCUCAGGAGAAUCGGAUUGUUGGACCGUUUGGGCUCGUGAGUACAAUCGUAUUAUUGAGCGUUACAGUCACAUUAUUGGUGGCAUAUUUGGGGGCCACACACACAAGGAUGAAAUGAAUUUGCACUACUCUCAAAAUGGUCAUGCUAUGGCCAUUUAUUGGAAUGGUGGCAGUUUGACUUCGUACUCUUUUAAAAAUCCCAAUUAUAGAACUUAUGACAUAGAACCAGUGACCUAUCAAGUUGUUGAUCAUCAUACUUGGAUCUUUAAUGUCACAGAAGCUAAUGAACUGGGAGCUAAUGGCACUCCUAGAUGGUUUAAGGAAUAUCAAUUUACGGAAUUUACCAACGAUUUAAGUCCUGCCGGUAUUGAUGCUUUAUUUGAAAAAAUGGCUGCUGAACCAGACGUAUUACUACAGUUCUGGAAAUACAAAAUGACUUCUGCUGAUCCUCUAGUGGAUGCAGGCUGUAAUGAACGCUGCUUGUUAAGCACUAUUUGCCAUUUAGUUCGAACUGUGUAUGAUGAACCCGGCAGAUGUAAUGAGUUAAAGGCCAAAUUAAAGGAAUCAUUAAAUUAUUAAGUUUAAACUUACGUUGUGAUAAAAAUGUAGAUAUAGUAAUGUAAACCA